UUAAAAGAAAAAUCUGAGGAAAGGUCACGAUGCGCUUCCACAGGAGAUGUGGAGACAGGGUCACCCUUCUUCACAAUAAUUAUACGGCAGUAAGGAACUUUGUCGAGUUCAAUCACGGCCUGGUUCUAAGCGACCAGCCCCUAAAAGACGAUGCCAUGUUCGAGGUUUGCAUCGAUCGCAAGGUUAAUGUUUGGAAUGGAAGCCUCGAAAUUGGUGUUACAACCCAAAAUCCAGAGUAUAUGGACUUACCUGCAACAGCAACCAAAUUGAGAAAUACUGCAUGGAUUCUAUCAGGCAGUUCAGUUGUGAGAGAUGGUGUAACACAUUUACCAUCAUAUGGUCCAGAGCUUGACACACUGCAGGAAGGGGACUGUGUGGGUGUCAUGAGAACUAGUCGAGCUGAGUUACUAUUUUUCAUCAAUGGAAGAUGUCUUGGUGUAGCUGCGAUGGAUAUGCCCCCACUUUUAUACGCGGUGAUUGAUUUAUAUGGACAAUGCGUUCAAAUCACUCUGGUUCCGCAAUCACCCACUACACCUAGACCUGCGAUAGCAAAUGCAGAAUCUCCAAAUGAAGCAGUGCGUCAUGACGGGCCAGUGUCACUCAUGGAGGUUGUUAGCUAUGAACCAACUGUUAACACAUUCCCGAAGAGUAGUCGCGAUGAAUAUGUUUACAAUUGUGUGGAAUCCCCUUGUGCCUACUAUAAUCAAGACUGUCUGAGAUUUCAUCCUAGAUGCGGGGUACUGGUUCGUCUCUCACAUUACAAUAGGACGGCGGAGCGCGCUCGGCCGAUGGACGAUUAUAAUGAUGCGGUGGUAAUGACAUCACGACCGUUGCGCGAUGAUGAACUUUUUGAGAUACGAAUCGAGCGCAUUGUGCACAAGUGGAGCGGCAGCAUUGAGGUUGGCGUUACGAAUCACAAUCCAGCUACGAUCCAGUUCCCGUCAACUAUGACUAAUAUGGAAUCCGGCACAGUUAUGCUCUCUGGCUCCAAAGUGCUCAUCAAUGGUCAGGGCACAUGCACCGAGUAUGGGUCUAUGAAUCUUGAUGAAUUAAAGGAGGGAGAUAUGGUGGGCAUGAUGAGGAAGUCGUGCGGUAGCCUCCACUACUUCAUCAACGGCGUGGACCAGGGCGUGGCAGCAAGAGACGUGGCCGCGCCCGUCUGGGGUGUUGUUGAUCUCUACGGCAUGACUUCCAAGGUCUCUAUAGUGGAUGCAUACGAUGAUAGUAACCUCCAUGAAAUAUCGCCGCUGCCCAGCGUAUCGGUGUUAGCCGGCCUAAACGAGCUGGCACCUGAGAUGGACAUGGAUGCAGAUAUAGAUGCAGAUAUGAAUGAAAUAGAAGAUGACAGUCAUUUAUUUCAUACGAUGCGUGCUUCGAAUGUUGUUAUUAUUAACAAUGGUAAGACUGCUUAUAGGCCUAACGCUAUGGAAUUCUUCAAUGAAGGGCUCGUAAUGACAAACCGACCCCUGAGGAGUGAUGAGUUGUUCCAAGUUAGAGUCGAUGUGAUCGUACCAAAGUGGGCUGGGAGCAUUGAGAUCGGAGUCACGCAGCAUACAGCAAAUGAAAUACAGUUCCCAUACAAAUUGAGCAACGCCAAAAGUGGCACGUGGGCCUUGGUUGGCGAGGACGUGAUCCGCGACGGCGUCAUCAUCAGCUCGCAGUACACCAGGAAUCUCAACAGGCUGGUGGAAGGAGAUACAAUCGGCCUGAUGCGGACCAGCCUGGGCGUGCUGCACUUUUACAUCAAUGGUGAAGACCAGGGCCCCGCUGCCUACAAUGUACCUGAUCCAAUCUACGGUAUUAUCGAUCUGUACGGACGCGCGGGUCAAGUAAGCAUUGUGGAGGGCCGAGUUGACCCGCCUUUAUACUCGCCUGAAUCACCGCUCUCCACUGAAUCUAUUAUCACCUCUUUUCCGGAGAUGUGUUUCCAUCUGGUGCAUGGUCGCAAUGCGGUGUUGUCACGGUCCCGGCUGACAGCAUCACGCGCUGCUGUCUACUCGGAGUUCAACGACGCGGUGCUGUUCAGUUCGCGACCGCUGCGUGAAUGUGAUAUGUUUGAGCUACGUAUCGACGCUAUGGUCGAUUGCUGGAUAGGCAGCAUAGAAAUGGGUGUGACUGGAAUUCGGCCCGAGGACCUGGAGAGUGGUGCUGGAGGUGCGCUGGCGGGCACUGCAACUGACCUGACGGGGGAUACGUACGUACUGAGCGGUGCUGCGGUCAUGAAAGAUGGUGAAUGCGUGCGCAGCGGAUACAGACUGGAUCUAGACACGUUGUCUGUUGGUAGUAGAGUCGGUAUGAUGUGGCAUGCGGACCGCAGUUUGCACUACUACUUGGACGGCAUGGAUAUGGGCCAGGCGUGGCAUGUGCCUCAUCUCAAUAUCUACGCAGUCGUCGAUCUCUACGGCCAGUGCACGCAGGUGACGAUAUUGCAGAAUGAAGCGCGUACGUUUAACUACAACCCCGGUACUGCAUCUGACAACUCACUGUUGGACAUGACUCAACAACCUGCCGCACCCCCACAGCCUUACUGCACAUUUUCUGAAUACUGUGGCGAUAAUGCGCGCGUGACCAAGGAAUAUUCGAUAGCGACGAGGUUCCUGCCUGACCCUGCUGCUGCUAUUGUCUUCAGCUCCUCACAUCUGGCACUUGAAGAGAUGUUUGAGGUGAAGAUAUUAAAGCAGCGCGCCGGGUUCGCGGGGGGCUUGCGUGUGGGCAUCACAGAUGUGAACAUCCUGAACGCGCACGUCAACCGCAGCCUCCCGCCCGCCAUCACAUACCUGCCUCACUUCACUGCAUACAUCGACGGGAAGCACAUGUUUUAUUCAAAACCGGGAAGCCGCGAACACGACGCGAGGCUCGUGGUGCCCUCCUUCGAGUGGCUGAGACCCGGAGACCGCAUCGGGCUCAAACUGACCGACGACCACCGGGUCGUGGUCUACUACAACUACGAGCCCCUCGAGGUCGCCUUUGAAGGCGUGCCCGAUAAAGUGUAUGCGGUCAUCGAGUUACACGGCGAAGUCAGCAAGAUUCAAGCUAUGAACAAGAUGGUCCCCAAUGCAUUGCCUGCGCACCUAAACGAGUCGUUCAUGAGACGCGAGGUGGAGACGUUCCAAGAGGUGACGUCGCUAAAGCCUUGCGAGGAAAUGGACGGCAGCAUGGAAGGCAUAGAGGGCACGCCCGCGCUUUCCCCCGCGCCUCCCGCGCCCGCCGCGACCCCCUCGCUCGUCACCCACCGCACCCCCCGCCCCUACACCUUCCACAACGUGCACGGCAGCAAUGUCAAGCUUUGCAGCUCCGACACGGUGGCGGUGCGCACGACCGGCUACAAGGGCGGCCUGGCGGUCGUCAGCCAGCCGAUCAGGCGCGGCCAGAGCUUUAUGUUCCGCGUGGACAAAGUGGACGCGAGCUGGUCGGGCGGCGUGGGCGUGGGUGCUCUCGGAUAUCUUCCCGACGAGCUGCCCGACCUGGCGGGUGCCGUCGACCCGCCCGCGUGGAUCCUCGCGCCCGACCUCUGCGCGGACAACGGCACAUACUUCCGGCCGGAGGCGGCGCGCGCGCUGGAGGAGGUGAGCGAGCGCACCGUGGUCGGCGUGCAGUUCCUGUGCGACGGCCGGUUGGUGGCGGCGGCGAACGGCCGGCCCCUCUGCGCGCUCGGCCUCGUGCCCGACUCGCUCGACGCCCUCUACCCGCUCGUCGACGUCUACGGCAAAGUCUGCCAGGUGUCGAUAUUGCUUCACCCGUACGCGCUCGGGAGCGGAGCCUCCCUGGACCUGCCGAGCGCGACGGUGACCCGCGAGGACCGCUCCGGCGCCUCGGAGCCCCCAACGGACGACGCGUCGCCGACGGACCUCGACGCCGGCGUCGACGCCCUCGAGCCAAAGCCGCGCGCGCACAGCCACGGCGGCCUCGCGGAGGAGCUCGCGGCGGCCCCGCGACCACCCCCCGCCCCCGCCAUGCACCGCACCUCCGCGGACGACCCCCUCGCCGAGCGGCACCGCUGCGAUACUAACAUACGCCACAACGACCGCUACCCGGAGGCGAGCGAGGUUGACGACCUCGACGUCGAGAUCGUGGACGCGCUCGCGCUGGAGACCGGCAACCUGCCCGACCUCACCGAGGACCGCUCCUCCUCCGUCGACGACUCGACGCGCCGCGACGACCUCACCCCGGACGCGCUAACGCCAGAGGACUCGCCCUACCUGAGCGCCCUGCUCGGCCUCGAGCGGGCCGGCGGCGGCGAGGGCGAGCCGUCGGAGUGGGAGAGAGCGGCCGGCGCCCGCGACUGCGCCCGGCUCGCCCUCGCGCUCGACUACUGGCGCGCCUUGCUGCGGCCGCUCCCCGAGCUGCGACGCGGAUGCGCGUGGGGCCGCGCCGAGUGCCACUGCGCCGCCUGCCGCCCCGACGGGCGACCCCCGCUGGCCGGCUGGGUGCGCAUCGAGCGAGCGGACGCGGCGGGCGGGGCGGCGCGCGCGUACUGGCCGUUGGCGCGCGCGGCCCUCGCGGCGGUGCGCUCGUGCCCCGCCCGCGCCCGCCGGCCUCGCCGCCCCUCCGCCCUCACGCCCACCCUCGCCCGUCUGCCGGCCUCACUCUACGACGUAUGGUUCGACGAAGAGGGCAAACCGCACCGCGCCGCGCUCGCCCUGGAGAUAGAUGUCGAGGGAAAGACACCGGAGAGUGAUUGUAUGCUGGCCGUCCUCAUCUAUCUGAAGCCUCACUCCACCUCGGCCGACAGUCCAUGCCCCCUAGAGGAGUGAGAGAACCCCGGCAGCCAGGGAGAGGGUCUAGGCCCUACAUCUCGGUGCAAGUAAACCGAUGUCACUGACACCAGUCAACGGUAGACCAGUGUCAUAAAUGUCACAAUUCAAGUAUAGUGUGACAAACUUAUCUGGCCUUGUAAACAAAAGUAAAAAAGUUGACACACGGCUUGUCAAUAUUACAAAUGACAAUAUCUCGUCAUGUCCUUGUCUUGUCAUUUUCUAUAUUAAAUAUAUUUUGUGUCAAAUCUUAGCACUAUAACAUUGCUACUGUCAACAGAUAUACAUCAAUGACAGUAAGUUGAGCAACGUUUAAAUGUUUCCAAUUGGACGGUGCUAUGGCGUCGAUCUGAAAUACAAAAUGGCGGUUACGUAAAUGUCAUACUGCCAUUUUGUUCCUAUCGUAAAUUAUGUCAAGGUUACUAUAUGACAUAUUACUCAGAACUAUAUGUUUUUUUAUGACAUUGUCACGAUAGUCGUGUAAUUUGUCAUUUUUAACAACGAGGCUGUAUUAUUCUACUUUGUAGUUGUAAUUCCAAACAUUAAUUAUAAGUAUUUAU
Papilio xuthus (Asian swallowtail) is the source of this 5314-nucleotide messenger RNA. It is a transcript of the gene Neurl4, whose product is annotated as neuralized E3 ubiquitin protein ligase 4. The record is from RefSeq and is a predicted model, not a curated record. Lineage: Eukaryota; Metazoa; Arthropoda; Insecta; Lepidoptera; Papilionidae. The coding region runs from base 30 to 4754 and encodes 1574 amino acids. The transcript has 32 exons.